CGUGCGGACGCGGCGCGGCCAGCGAGCAGGCGGGGCGGGGCGGGGCAGGGCCGGGCACGGCUGGGCUGGGCUGGGCGAGUCGGGAGCGGCGCCGGCAGGGGCCCGGCGGGAGCGCGCGGAGCGAUGAACUCGCGUAAAGUGCUGGCCCUGCAGGCCCGCAGGCGGCGGCCGAAGCAGCCCGCGGCGGCCGGCAGGAGGGACAAGCACCCGCCGCCCCACAAAAAGCCAGAGCCUCAGCAGAAAGCUCCCUCAGCACCUCCGCCCCCACCGCCACCCCCACCUCCGCCCCUGCCAGAGCCCACCCCGCCAGAGCCAGAGGAGGAGAUCCUAGGGUCCGACGAUGAGGAGCAGGAGGAUCCCGCGGAUUAUUGUAAAGGCGGCUAUCAUCCAGUGAAAAUUGGUGAUCUCUUCAAUGGCCGGUAUCAUGUUAUUAGAAAGCUAGGAUGGGGACACUUCUCUACGGUCUGGCUAUGCUGGGAUAUGCAGGGAAAAAGGUUUGUUGCAAUGAAGGUUGUAAAAAGUGCCCAGCAUUACACAGAGACAGCCUUGGAUGAAAUAAAGUUACUCAAAUGUGUUCGUGAAAGCGACCCUAAUGAUCCCAACAAAGACAUGGUUGUGCAACUAAUUGAUGACUUCAAAAUUUCUGGAAUGAAUGGAAUACAUGUAUGUAUGGUCUUUGAAGUACUUGGACACCAUCUCCUAAAAUGGAUAAUCAAGUCCAAUUAUCAAGGCCUUCCCAUCCGUUGUGUAAAAAGUAUAAUUCGUCAGGUUCUUCAAGGUCUAGAUUAUCUACACAGCAAGUGCAAGAUCAUUCACACGGAUAUUAAGCCAGAAAACAUUUUGAUGUGCGUGGACGAUGCCUACGUUCGUAGAAUGGCUGCCGAAGCUACUGAGUGGCAGAAAGCUGGUGCUCCUCCUCCUUCUGGCUCAGCAGUGAGUACAGCUCCACAGCAAAAGCCUGUUGGGAAAAUAUCCAAAAACAAAAAGAAAAAACUGAAGAAAAAACAGAAGAGGCAAGCAGAGCUGUUAGAAAAACGCCUGCAGGAAAUAGAAGAACUAGAGCGAGAAGCUGAAAGGAAAAAAAUAGAAGAAAAUGUAACCUCAGCUGUACCAUCAAAUGAGCAAGAAGAUGAGUACCACCCAGAGGUGAAACUAAAAACAGCUGAUCUCGAGGAGGUUGUAGAUGAAGAACCUGGAAAUGAUGAUGGUGAAGCAGAAGAUCAGGAUGAAAAAGAAGACACAGAGAAAGAAAACACUGAAAAAGAUGAUGACGUUGAGCAGGAACUUGUCACCCAUGACCCUACAGACCCUAAGUGGAUAGAAUCUCCUAAAACAAAUGGCCAUAUUGUGAAUGGCCCAUUUCUAUUGGAACAACAGAUUGAAGAUGAAGAUGACGAAGAGGAAGAAUGUCCAAAUCAAGAGGAAUAUAAUCUUGAUGAGCCAAAUGCAAAAAGCGAUUACUCUUAUAGCAGCUCUUAUGAACAGUUUAACGGUGAAUUGCCAAACGGACGUCAUAAAAUUCCUGAGUCACAGUUCUCUGAAUUUUCAGCUUCAGUGUUCUCUGGGGCUCUAGAGUCUGUAGCUUGUGGUUCUGCUGUUUCUGAAGGAUCAACUGUAACAGAAAGAGAGGAGAGCAGCCCAUCUCAUGACAGGAGCAGAACGGUUUCAGCUUCAAGCACUGGGGAUUUGCCAAAAACAAAAACUCGUGCUGCUGACUUACUGGUGAAUCCACUGGACCCAAGAAAUGCAGAUAAAAUUAGAGUUAAAAUUGCUGACCUGGGAAAUGCCUGCUGGGUGCAUAAGCACUUCACAGAAGACAUCCAGACAAGACAAUAUAGAUCCAUAGAAGUUUUAAUAGGAGCAGGUUACAGUACACCUGCUGAUAUCUGGAGUACGGCAUGUAUGGCAUUUGAGCUAGCAACUGGAGAUUAUUUGUUCGAACCACAUUCUGGUGAAGACUAUUCCAGGGACGAAGACCACAUAGCACACAUCAUAGAGCUGCUAGGCAAUAUCCCAAGGCACUUUGCUCUAUCUGGAAAAUAUUCUCGGGAAUUCUUCAAUCGCAGAGACCACAUAGCAUUGAUCAUUGAACUGCUGGGAAAAAUCCCUCGAAAAUACGCUAUGUUGGGGAAAUAUUCCAAGGAGUUUUUCACCAAAAAAGGAGAACUCCGACACAUUACGAAGCUGAAACCUUGGAGUCUUUUCGAUGUGCUGGUGGAGAAGUACGGCUGGCCUCAUGAAGAUGCUGCGCAGUUUACAGAUUUCCUGAUCCCCAUGCUAGAAAUGGUCCCAGAAAAACGUGCUUCAGCUGGAGAAUGCCUUAGGCAUCCGUGGCUGAAUUCUUAGCAGAAUUUCUCAGCUGUAAAAGCAAGCCAGCAACCACUUUCCAAUGCAUCGGACCUAAACGGUGACUGUCACAAAUCCUCUAGCAGGAUCACCCGUGAGCUGGCUUCAAUCCUCAGACCUUUAUUUUGCUUGAGGUACUGUUUGACAUUUUGCUUUAUGUGCACUGUGUUCUUGGGGAAGGGUAGUCUUUUUGUCUUCAGCUAGUAGUUUACUCACCCACUUUCUUCAGAAAACACUUAACGUGUCUUUAAGCAUUGUUUCUUGUGUUGUGUGGCAUUCAGAUGUCAGAUUUUUGAACAAAAGAAACUUCCUCCCAUGUGUUUUGGCAAGUUUUGUAACUAUUUAUGAAAAAACUAUUUUAGCUGAUGCAUAUUAUAUAAUUUACAAGCGUAAGAAAUUUAUGAAGUCAGAAGUGAGUUACGGCAAGGAAUUGUACAAUUUUAUCUUCUGGCAAAGGGACGUCAUUCUUGUAUUAUAGUGUAUGUAAAUGCACCCUGUAAAUGUUUAUUUCCAUUUAAAUAUGGGACUGGGGACUCAAUUUCAGAGUAAAGCUACUAAGUUUUAGAGAGCUUUAUAGCAAACCGAUUGCAUGUAGUGGACUUUAAACUGCUUUAAGGAAUUGUGUAAACUUUCUAUUCUGUAGCAGUUCCCGUUCAUUGGAUUUUAAACAAAGUGGCUCUGGUUUACAGGAUUUCAUUCCCCAAAUGGCACUUUAAAGGAAGGCUAGACUUCUUUCUAAUAAAGUAUGCAUUAUCAUUUAGCACUCCCUUUUAGAACUUUUGCCUAUUUUAAGUGCUUUUAAGGAAAUAAAAUAGCAAUUUCCCUUACAAUGUGAUAGUGAAGACAUGGUACCAUAUGGUGUUGCCUUUUUCUAAGCACUGUAAGUUGUACUAUACCUUAAGAAAAAAAUUAAAGGUCGAGCAUGAGAACCACUCUCUGUGUAGAAUUACUGAUCUUUUAUAAUAAAAGUGUGCGCUUGGAGUCAGUGAAGGGAGGAUAGCUGCAGAUAUUUACAGUGCAGUGGGUAAAACGCAAGAAGCGAGAUCAUGCUCAUUCCAUUCAUAGCUUUACAUGUUUCUAAAACGAAUUGCACUAGCUUUAUUUUUUCCCAUAACUAGACAUACAGUUCUUCUUUGUAUGUUGCACGCAAAACUACGUGUUUCCUAGGAAAAAAGCUACACGGACUGAAGCUUAUAGGCAAUACAGAUUUUAGAAUGUACGAUACGGAGGUGCGUUUUGGCCUCUUUUAGAAGUCAGUGGGAUGAAUGUAAGCUUACUUCUGAUUUUCAUAUAACUAUGGUGCCACUUUUUAUUGACUUUGUCCAUAUGACAUUUAUUCACAUGCCUUUGCAAUAACUAGAUUGUGAGAAGAUGAUAGCCCCAUGCUGUAACAAUAACCAGUUGUUUGAGGUGCUUGCAGUUGUCUAAUUAAAGUGUUUUGUUUUUCCAGA
Numida meleagris (helmeted guineafowl) is the source of this 3797-nucleotide messenger RNA. It is a transcript of the gene SRPK2, whose product is annotated as SRSF protein kinase 2. The coding region runs from base 124 to 2346 and encodes 740 amino acids. NCBI's taxonomy places the organism in Eukaryota, Metazoa, Chordata, Aves, Galliformes, Numididae. The record is from RefSeq and is a predicted model, not a curated record. Gene Ontology annotation, biological process: regulation of mRNA processing; spliceosomal complex assembly; protein phosphorylation. Gene Ontology annotation, molecular function: protein kinase activity; ATP binding. The transcript is spliced from 17 exons.